GUUCAGCUAAAGAUCCACUCUUUGUUGACCGCGCCUCACUCGAUUUCAAAUUUGCGAACACUCAUCCGCCUCCUUUCCGCGAUCCACCCUCCAUGAUAACCCAACUUAACCCGUCACACUCUCAUGAUUCGCCGGUAAAUUCAAGUCCCAGCACGGACUUGAACCGUCCGUCAAAAAAUAUCCCAUGUACAACACGUCCUCUGAAGGAGUCAUUUGGCGCUUGGCGAGGUAAAAUAUCAUUUCUGUCUCCCAUCCCAGAGCGAAAUCUAGACUUUCCGCGUGCGCGAACCUUUUCCGAGGUUGCGCGCCCGUUCUGUUCUAUAUUCGAUAUCCUCUUUUUUUCGAUUUGAGCAGUCCCCAUGGAGGUGUCGAUCCACUAACCGGAUCCAUUGGUUCCUCGUGAAUAAUCCUCACGCCAGAAGAGCAUAAUUGCUCGGGAGUGUUGUGAAGUGUUGGUGUGCACAUGUGGUAAUUUGAUUUCCUGGCCACACGUGUGUAGUGACGAAAAAUGGAUCAGUCAAGUGUGGAGGAGGCUGUCUCGAGCAAUCAGGCCAUAGAAGAAGAGGCCGAGGCUCAGGCCGAGAGUCAAGAUACGGUCCAUCCUGAUCUGCUGAAUAACAAUCAGAUUGGAAGCAAGUCCUUCCAGCCCAUUCCAGCCUUUAGCAACAAUACCCUGAAGAAGAAUCGGAAUAACGUGCCCGUUCGUCGGAAGAACUAUGGACCUCCGCCCGUGCCCUCACCUCGACUUUAUCGACACAGGAAGAUGUCAUUUCCUAUAUCCAUGAGCUCGAGUGGAGGUGCAGGUCUCCUUAUGGGCUCCCCCGGAACUUUAGGUGGGAAUUAUGGCAACCUAGAAUUGCCGGAAUUGGCCAAUCGACGCAUGCGACGCUUUUCGAAUGUAAGCGAUGCGGUGUCCAGAAAGCUCUCGACCACCAUUGGAUGGCGGACAGUGAGUGUCCAGGACAUUGUCAAUCAGGCCAAGAGUCUCUGCGGUCAGUAUAUGCGGUCUCGCUUGAAGCGAUCCGGAUUGUUCAACCGGAAACUGGGUCUCCAAAGACUCCGGAGUGUGGUGAAUCUACCCGGCGGGUUGUUGGUGUGUGAAGUGUUUGCUCAAUUACAAGCCAUCGGGCUUGAACUGGAAAGACUCCAUCCUAAGCUGUACACGGGGAUUUGUCGUCAGGUGGCCGUCACAAUCACCUCGGAGAAGUCGGUGGGCAAUGUCUUGAGUUCAAUCGCUCGAGAGUUGUUCAAGAUGGACAUAUCUUGGGGGAAAAUUGUCUCUCUCUAUUGUAUCGUUGGUGGGUUGGCCGUGGAUUGCGUCCGCCAUGGCCAUCCUGAAUACCUCUUUGGCUUGGUCGAGACCAUGGGUCUGGUCAUUGAGCGAGAUGUGGCCACAUGGAUGGCUCAGCAGGGAGGAUGGGCUGCCCUAUUAUCGCGAUAUCGACCACCGGAUGAGGAUCACGGGGUGUUUCAGAUGAUCGCCCUGUCCGUGGUGUGUCUCAUUUUCCUCCUUGUGGGCAUUGUUUUUGUCAUUCGCACCGUUGGAAAGAUCGCUUUAGGCAUGAAUCGAAUUCAAUUCAGGCCUCUGUCAAAUUUUGUUACCGAUACUGUGGAGGAACCUCCAGAAUGAAUUGUUAUCAUGUCGUCAAUAAAAAUCAGUCGACAAACCAA
Messenger RNA from Tigriopus californicus, 1671 nucleotides. Its product is annotated as bcl-2-related ovarian killer protein homolog A-like. Gene Ontology annotation, molecular function: protein homodimerization activity; protein heterodimerization activity. The coding region runs from base 509 to 1630 and encodes 373 amino acids. Lineage: Eukaryota; Metazoa; Arthropoda; Copepoda; Harpacticoida; Harpacticidae. The transcript is spliced from 3 exons. Gene Ontology annotation, cellular component: mitochondrial outer membrane. The record is from RefSeq and is a predicted model, not a curated record. Gene Ontology annotation, biological process: intrinsic apoptotic signaling pathway in response to DNA damage; extrinsic apoptotic signaling pathway in absence of ligand; regulation of apoptotic process.